AUGAACACGGCACUCCUAAUUCCGCCCGCGGAUGAAGAUGAAUUGCAAGCCCCUCGAGCGUGUAGCGGCCUCGGCUACUUCACCCACUCCUUCACACCUGAUGCGGACGACAUCCCCCCCAUCACGAGCGCCGGAGUAUUGUUGAGGGAAUUCAGAGUGGAGUUUGGGAAGCUGUGGUAUUUGGCGGCCCCGGCCAUGUUUACCUCCAUCUGCCAGUACUCGCUCGGGGCCGUCACCCAGACCUUCGCCGGCCACAUCAGCACUCUCGACCUCGCCGCCUUCUCGGUCGAGAACACCUGGGGAAUGGGAAGCGCGCUGGAAACGUUAUGCGGGCAGGCGUACGGCGCUGGGCAGAUGGAGAUGCUGGGCGUUUAUAUGCAGAGAUCGUGGAUCAUCCUCCUCGCCACCAGCCUCCUCCUCACCCUCAUCUACGUUUUCGCAGAGCCCAUUCUGCUGGUAUUGGGCCAGGACAAAGACAUCUCUCGGACCGCGGCCCAGUUUUCGUGGUGGAUGAUCCCUCAGCUAUACGCCUACGCCCUGAACUUCCCCAUCUCAAAGUUUCUACAGGCCCAGAGCAAGAUGAUGGCCAUGGCCUGGAUCUCGGCCGCUGCACUUGUCAUCCACGUGGCGCUCAGUUGGCUUCUGAUGCUGAGGCUCGGGUGGGGGAUGGCUGGUGGGGCCCUCGUACUCAAUGCCUCGUGGUGGUUCGUGGUGGUGGCCCAGCUUGUGUAUAUAUGGGCUGGGGCGUGCCCACAAGCAUGGACGGGAUUCUCGUGCCAGGCAUUCCGCAACCUUUGGGGAUUUGUAAAGCUGUCCGCGGCCUCUGCUGUUAUGCUCUGUUUAGAGAUGUGGUAUUUUACAGCGCUCGUACUCUUUGCUGGAUACCUCAAGAACGCGGAACUUUCGGUUGACGCAUUAUCUAUAUGUAUGAACAUAUUAGGUUGGACGAUAAUGAUAUCCAUUGGAUUAAACGCAGCAGUAAGUGUAAGAGUUUCAAAUGAACUUGGGGCAGCACAUCCAAGAACCGCAAAAUUUUCCAUGGUGGUUGUGGUGGUAACUGCAACCUUAUUGAGCCUUGUCGUUGCUGCAAUUAUUCUCAUAUUCGAAAAACAGUAUCCUUCAGUGUUUACUGAAAGUGUGGCUAUUGGGGCAGGAUGGCAAGCUUUAGUUGCCUACGUGAAUAUUGGGUGCUACUAUAUGUUUGGCAUUCCAUUAGGUCUACUUAUGGGAUAUGUUCUAAACAUGGGUGUAAAGGGAAUAUGGAUCGGUAUGAUAACAGGAACAGUUGUGCAGACAUUUUGCCUCUUUCUCAUGGUCUACAGGACUAAUUGGAACAAAGAGGCUUCUGUUGCUGCAGACAGAAUCAAAAAGUGGGGUGGAGAAAUUUAUACAAAGGCAGAUAAUCAACUCGUCGGAUAAUUGGAGUUCAUUUGUGAUAUUUGAAAAAUCUUGACAUAUUGCAAAGGUCACAAUUGAGCCAACAAAAUAAAUAAAUUAUUGGCCCUUUUUUUGUUUUCCUUUUUUUCUGUAUUUUAUCAUUUUUCCAAGGCCGCAACUCUCAAGUUGUGACCAUAUUCUUUGUCUACAAGAUAACUGUUGCAUAUAUAUGAAUUUCAAAUUGCACUUAUGCUCCAGAUACUUAAGCCGCACUUGGAUACAAAUAUAUUUGCUCAAAAUAAUUAUUUAGUAUAGUCAAUUUUGAAAAA
Messenger RNA from Striga asiatica, 1706 nucleotides. NCBI's taxonomy places the organism in Eukaryota, Viridiplantae, Streptophyta, Magnoliopsida, Lamiales, Orobanchaceae. The record is from the annotation of a GenBank genome assembly.